Erpetoichthys calabaricus (reedfish) is the source of this 3646-nucleotide messenger RNA. RefSeq lists its product as uncharacterized. The record is from RefSeq and is a predicted model, not a curated record. The transcript has 28 exons. NCBI's taxonomy places the organism in Eukaryota, Metazoa, Chordata, Cladistia, Polypteriformes, Polypteridae. Bases 90 to 3482 code for a protein of 1130 amino acids.
CAUUAAUUUGCAAUUAUUGUACUUCAUCAUCUUCAGAAGCCUGCAUUAAUGGAAUAAUUCAUUGUAGUCCGUCAACCUUAAGCUGUGGAAUGAUUAUAACGUCAGGCCUAAGUCAGAACAGUUACACACUCAGCUGUGUGGCCUCCUCGAUGUGUAACUCUAGCGUGUCGAUGAACUACGGACUUGGGAGCCUUGUGUGGAUUUCAGAGUGCUGCAGCUCUGACUUGUGCAGCACCCAUCAAGUCAACUUGUCUAGUGAGCCCAAUGGACUGGUAUGCUGUGCGGGGAAUGAUGGAAGAUGCCAGAACAUGGUCAACUGCACAGGCAUGGAGGAGUUCUGCUUUGCUUCAGAUGACGGAAUUAAUGUGUACUAUGGAUGUGCUUCGAGAAGUGUUUGUGAAAAUCCAAGAAUUUCAAGCUACGUCUUACAAUUUUCCCUCACUUCACAGACUGAGUGCUGCCAAGGAGAUCUUUGUAAUAUGCUCGCUUCUCCAUUGACUUGUAACAACUGUUCUUCUGAUCCUUCCGGGUCGUGCAACAACACCGCGACUGUCUGUAGCUCUCAGUGGAGACAAUGUGCAUCCAUUCAAGACUUUUACAGAUAUAGCAACGGGUAUGUUCAGAACCAAACUAAGAGAAGCUGCAUCCUCUCAAGCGCUUGUAAUGUCAGCAUAUCAGUCGAGCACGUGAACUGGGCCUGGGGAUGGACCUCACAAUGCUGCGACUCCGAUUUGUGCAACGAUGACGUUAAUACGGAGCCAAAUGGACUGGUGUGCUGUUCAGGGAAUGACGACACCUGCCUCACCACCGUGACCUGCACUGGAGACCAGCACUACUGCUUCAUCUCAGAAACUGAAUAUGAGAAGGGCUGCACGUCAAGAGCUGUCUGCGAGGAUCCAAUAAACGCGUCCGCCUAUCUGCCAGAAACCAUCGGCGCUCACAUCAAGUGCUGCCAAGGAGCCUUCUGUAACAAGCCCAAUUCCACUCUGCUGUGCCAGAAUUGCUUCUCCGGCUCCUGGGAGUUUUGCCAGCAGCAAGUUGUUUCCUGUAAUCGCCUGACGUCCUCCUGUGGGGUCAUCCUGGAGUCCAAUCAUUACGGGAACAAUUACGAUUCUUUUUGCCGAGGCUGUUCAUCCUCUGAUAACUGCAAUGUGAGUCUGUCCAUUAACUAUGGCUAUGGGAGUUACUCGCGGAUCACAAAGUGUUGCAGCUCUGAUCUGUGCAAUACGGAAAAUGUCACCAUGUCCAGUGAACCCAAUGGGCUUUCGUGCUGCAAAUCGACAGAUGGCAACUGCCAGGGGUCUGUGACCUGCACAGGAAUUCAAGACCACUGCUUCACUUCAGAUAUGGGCUACAUGGGAUGCAUUUCCGGAGACGCCUGUGAGAAUCCAGCGAUUGCAUUUGGAUUCCUGCAGACCUUACAUGUCAACUGCUGCCAAGGCACCUUUUGCAACAAAAACUAUGCUGGUUUAGCAUGUGUCAACUGCAACUCUUCUUACUCCUUUGACUCUUGUGGUGAUCUUGUUGUCUCUUGUGACCCUGAGACGUCGGCCUGUGUGUCAUAUCUACAGGCUCACGAUGCCAGCAGCUACACAAAGUACCGACAAUACUGUGGGGCCCCAGUUGGAUGUAACAUGACCGGAUCGCUUAACUACGGAUACGGGAGUAACAUUUGGAGCUCGGUGUGCUGCACUACGGACAUUUGCAACUCAUAUCCUGCUUCUCUUCCCUCUAAACCAAAUGGACUCGAGUGCUGUGCUGGGACAGAUGGGACUUGCCAGAGCACGGUGAUCUGCCUGGGGAUUGAAGACCACUGCUUCAUCUCAGAUGAUGGGACCAACGUCUACCAGGGCUGUUCCUCAAGAAGUGUCUGCGAGAAUCCAGGAAACUUCAGCUCUUUCUUGCAAAUGUCGCUGAGCCAGUGGACGGAGUGCUGUCAGGGGAGCUUCUGCAAUCGACAGAAUCUGACGAUGACCUGCCAGAGCUGCAUUUCUACUGCGAUCGACUACUACUGCCCGAAUGCAACGAUCCAAUGUCCUUCUCAGUGGAGAGUUUGUGCGACUUCUGUAGAGCUGUACACGAGUUAUCAGUUCGAUGAGCUUUUCUACUCCUACAAUGGUUACUACAAAUCCCCAUAUUAUUCUCGUCUCUGUGUGACUCCAGACACCUGUAAUGGCAGCGGAUCUGUUAACUACGGAUACAAGAGCUGGACAAAGAUUGUGGAGUGUUGCACUUCUGACAUGUGUAACAGUGAAGGAGGUGUCAUACCCAGUGAGCCAAAUGGACUGGUGUGCUGCUUUGGAAGUAGUGGUGAUUGUAAGAUGUUUGUGCCCUGCAAAGGCACUGAGGACCACUGCUUUACUUCAGAAAACGGAUUCCUGGGAUGUGCUUCAAGCAGUGUGUGCAAGAAUCCAGGAAUAGCAAACCAAAUCUUGGAAAUUUCGAGCCCUUCACAGAUCUCCUGCUGCCAAGGCUAUCUUUGUAAUAAACCUCCCUCCAUACUGCUUUGUCACAACUGUCAUAUUUACAGUCCUGGGGAAACUUGUGAAAACAAGUCUAACUCCGUUGUGCCCUGCGAUUCUUUGUCCUCGAUGUGCAGUUCUGGACAGGAUGGAAAUGGUGAAGAGUUUCUUAGACAAUGCACACCUACUGAGUUGUGUAACAAAAGUGUGUCUUUUGACUAUGGAAUCGGAAGCAUAAUGUGGACUUUCAAUUGUUGCAGUUCCGACUUGUGCAAUUCUCAGAACGUAGAUCUUUACAUCGGCAUGGUCACAGCAAUCACAUUUGGUGAACCUAAUGGACUUGUGUGCUGUGGAGCUGAUACUGGCAUUUGUGGCAAUCUUGUGCAAUGCACAGGCAUCGAGGAAUUCUGCUUUACAAGUGAGGUGUUGGGAGUUAACACAAGAUACAAUCAAGGCUGUGCGUCACAAAGCGUCUGUGAUACUCCAUGGAGAUCCAACGUCAACCUGCCGUUUACACAUGCCAUCAGCUGCUGCCAAGGUUUCCUGUGCAAUAAGCCAGCUUCCAUGUUGGUUUGCAAUCAAUGUUCUUCCUCUUCUCUGGAAUUGUGUGACAGUACCAUGAGUCUUUGCAGCUUUCAAUUUAACAACUGCGUGACGGCCCUAAGCCUGUAUAGCUCUGGUUCACAUAACAGCAGCAGGUUUGAGCGGGAUUGUGCAAUCAUAAACAAAUGUAACACGGUGGCGUCCUUUAACUGUGGAGUUGUCAGUGAGACAUGGAUCACUGAAUGCUGCGACACUGACUUUUGUAACAAUCAAAGUGUCACAUAUCAUGGCUACAAUGAAUCCAAUGGCCUUGUGUGUUGUGCAGACCAGAGAUGCCAGACGACUGUAAACUGCACAGGUCUUGAAGACAGCUGCUUCAUAGGAGGUAAGGACCACGCUAAGAACACGGAGGGCCUGUUAGCUCAAGCUGCCCUCCCACUUAGGUGUCACCCUAAGCCAACUGCUUCUGAAGACUGAGGACUAUAAGGGACAGAAUCGGCCGUGGCACCUCUGCUAACAUUAUACUUCUUUCAAUCCAAGAAUAACUGUGUUGUUAAUUCUGCAUUUCUCUUAUUGCAUUUAUAUUUUCUAACUAAAACAUUCUGAGAGAUGAGAAACAAUUUGUAAGAAAUGUGCUCUGU